CACUGUUGGGUAUCUUCUUACUGUUAGAGACGCCCAGAGUGACUUGUGUCCCAACUAUCAUGAAGGUGCUGGCUUCUCUCCUGGCUGUGUGCGUGCUGGUAGCCGUGGUGUCGGCGGCCCCCAACUGCCCGCAGUACGACGGCUCCACGCCCGUCUUCUUCCCUGACGAGAACGACAGCAGCAGCUUCUACGAGUGCAGCAACGGCAGGUCCGUCCACAUGGCCUGCCCCAGUGGCACCGUCUGGAACUCCAACAUCAACACCUGCGACUGGCCCCAGUCCAGGAAGUAGAAAGCGCCGUAUGAGUAGAUCUCUGACAUUUGACAUAAUAUGGAAUGACGCUAAAAAUGUACUCAAGUAGAUUUCACAAUGUACUCUAAUGUAAUAGUCAACUUUAAAUAAACAGCAAUAAGUAAAACAAAA
This is a messenger RNA of Schistocerca nitens (vagrant locust), 422 nucleotides long. RefSeq names its product peritrophin-1-like. Gene Ontology annotation, molecular function: chitin binding. NCBI's taxonomy places the organism in Eukaryota, Metazoa, Arthropoda, Insecta, Orthoptera, Acrididae. Gene Ontology annotation, cellular component: extracellular region. The transcript is spliced from 2 exons. The record is from RefSeq and is a predicted model, not a curated record. The coding region runs from base 60 to 290 and encodes 76 amino acids.